This is a messenger RNA of Zygotorulaspora mrakii, 1005 nucleotides long. It is a transcript of the gene MDH1, whose product is annotated as malate dehydrogenase MDH1. The record is from RefSeq and is a predicted model, not a curated record. Gene Ontology annotation, biological process: tricarboxylic acid cycle; malate metabolic process. The coding region runs from base 1 to 1005 and encodes 334 amino acids. Gene Ontology annotation, cellular component: mitochondrion; cytoplasm. The transcript has a single exon. Gene Ontology annotation, molecular function: L-malate dehydrogenase (NAD+) activity. NCBI's taxonomy places the organism in Eukaryota, Fungi, Ascomycota, Saccharomycetes, Saccharomycetales, Saccharomycetaceae.
AUGUUGUCAAGAGUCACUAGACGUGCGUUUUCGUCCACUAGAAUCAGCCCAUAUAAAGUUACCGUGUUGGGUGCAGGUGGUGGUAUCGGUCAGCCACUUUCACUGCUGUUGAAAUUGAACCAUAAGGUCACAGAUCUGAGGUUGUACGAUCUAAGAGGUGCAAAGGGCGUGGCUACAGAUAUUUCGCAUAUUCCUACUAAUUCGGUGGUAAAAGGGUUCACGCCGGAGGAAAAAGACGGUCUGCGUAAUGCAUUGGACAGCACAGAUGUUGUUUUGAUCCCAGCUGGUGUGCCAAGAAAGCCAGGCAUGACACGUGAUGACCUAUUUGCUAUCAACGCGAGUAUUGUACGCGAUUUGGCGUCCGCAACGGCGGAGGCUGCUCCAAAUGCCGCCAUCCUGGUCAUUUCCAAUCCAGUCAAUUCGACAGUUCCAAUUGUUGCGGAGGUUUUGAAGGCAAAGGGCGUUUAUAAUCCGAAGAAAUUGUUCGGUGUGACGACUCUCGAUUCCAUUAGAGCCUCAAGGUUUAUAUCGCAGGUUGAGAACACCGAUCCAACCCAGGAAAAAGUUAACGUUGUUGGUGGACAUUCGGGUAUAACCAUCAUUCCAUUGAUCUCACAAACUCAACAUAAGGGUAUGCCAAAGGACGUUAAAGAUGCUUUGAUCCACAGAAUUCAAUUCGGUGGUGAUGAAGUUGUUCAAGCUAAAAACGGGGGUGGCUCGGCUACUUUAUCUAUGGCGCAAGCGGGUGCUAAGUUUGCGAACGCUGUUAUGGCAGGUUUAGACGGAGAAGCUGAUAUCAUUGAAGCGACUUACGUUGAUUCCCCACUGUACAAAUCUGAGGGUAUUGAGUUCUUUGCUUCUCCAGUUACAUUGGGUCCUAAGGGUGUCGAGAAGAUUCAUCCUAUAGGUGAAAUUUCGUCCGAAGAAGAAGAAUUACUUGCCAAGGCAAAGGAAACGUUGAAAAAAAAUAUUGAAAAGGGUGUUGUUUUUGCCACCAAGAAAUAA